GAUGGCCUUCUCCUUCUACGGAUCCAUUCUUUUGCUCUCGGCGUUUCUCAUUUUCAUGUCACUACCAGCCGAGGCUGCCAUAAAAAACUAUCAGUUUGAUGUUGUACUUAAGAAUGUAAGCAGACUAUGUCAUGCUAAGCCAAUUGUCACAGUCAAUGGGAGGUUCCCUGGGCCAACCAUCUAUGCCCGAGAAGGAGAUAGAGUCGUCAUCAACGUUACAAACUAUGCUCAAUAUAACAUAUCCAUCCACUGGCAUGGAUUGAAGCAGUUUCGAAAUGGAUGGGCUGAUGGUCCAGCAUACAUUACUCAAUGCCCGAUUCAGAGUGGAAGAAGCUACACCUACGAUUUCAAUGUUACAGGACAGAGAGGAACAUUGUGGUGGCAUGCUCACAUCUUGUGGUUGCGAGCCACCAUCCAUGGUGCGAUCGUGAUCAUGCCGAAGGAAGGAGUUCCAUACCCAUUCCCACAACCUCAUGCAGAAGCUGAACUGGUUUUAGGAGAAUGGUGGCAUGCAGAUGUUGAAGAGGUUGAGAAGCAAGGUAACAUGCUUGGGUUGCCACCAAACAUGUCGGAUGCCCACACCAUCAAUGGAAAGCCAGGACCUCUCUUCCCAUGCUCAGAGAAACAUACAUUUGCAAUGGAAGUUGAAUGGGGCAAGACCUACCUCCUUAGAAUCGUCAACGCUGCCCUCAACGACGAACUCUUCUUUGCGAUUGCCGGGCACAGUAUGACUAUGGUUGAGAUCGAUGCAGUCUACUGCAAGCCCUUCACCACAAAUGCCAUAGUGAUUGCGCCCGGCCAAACCACUAGUGUUCUUGUCAAGGCUGACAAAAACCCUGGUAGAUACUUCAUGGCCGCUAGACCCUUCAUGGAUGCCCCAAUCGCUGUAGACAACAGAACUGCAACUGCUAUUUUACAAUACAAAGGCAUUCCAACAACCAUUGUCCCCAUCCUGCCUCAACUGCCCGCACCAAAUGAUACUGAAUUUGUUAAUGACUUCCUCGACAAGCUCAGAAGUCUGAAUUCUCCACAAUUUCCUGCUAAUGUGCCUCUCAGCGUCGACAGGCAUCUCUUCUACACAGCUAGUCUGGGCGUCGAUCCAUGCCCGACUUGCUUGAAUGGAACUCGACUCACUGCAUCCUUGAACAACAUUACCUUUGUGAUGCCCACAAUUGGGCUACUUCAAGCACACUACUUCAACAUCAAGGGGGUGUUCAGGCUAGACUUCCCCGACAAACCUGCAACAACGUUCAAUUAUACCGGUGCACCCCUCACAGCAAACCUUGGCACAUCCUUGGGCACCAGGCUGAGCAGGAUUCCUUACAAUUCGACAGUUGAAUUGGUGUUGCAAGACACAAAUCUCCUGGCACCAGAGUCUCAUCCCUUCCAUCUCCAUGGUUACAACUUCUUUGUUGUUGGGAGGGGGAUCGGAAACUUCGACCCGAAGAAAGACCCAGCUAAAUAUAACUUGGUCGAUCCACCAGAAAGAAACACAGUUGGUGUUCCUACAGGAGGUUGGACUGCAAUCCGGUUUAGAGCUGAUAAUCCAGGUGUUUGGUUCAUGCACUGUCAUCUGGAGCUCCACACCACCUGGGGGCUCAAGAUGGCAUUUGUUGUGGAAAAUGGAAAUGGGACAGAACAAUCCAUCUUACCUCCUCCCAAGGAUCUGCCACCAUGCUAGUGAACUGGAGGAUGAGGUGUUUGCUUGUGGGUUUUGUGAUGUCCUGCAAAAGUUGCAGGACAUUUGUGGAUGAUGAGUUUUAACAUAAUCAUUGAUUUGUCUGUUUGAUGUAAUUUAAGAUUUCUCAAGAGGCUCUAUGGAAGCAGCCUUUCUGGGAGAAUAAGAUGCCCUACCAAAGAAUGAAGGGUGGCU
Messenger RNA from Elaeis guineensis (African oil palm), 1873 nucleotides. Its product is annotated as laccase-11. NCBI's taxonomy places the organism in Eukaryota, Viridiplantae, Streptophyta, Magnoliopsida, Arecales, Arecaceae. Gene Ontology annotation, cellular component: apoplast. The record is from RefSeq and is a predicted model, not a curated record. Gene Ontology annotation, molecular function: copper ion binding; hydroquinone:oxygen oxidoreductase activity. Gene Ontology annotation, biological process: lignin catabolic process.